Ordospora colligata OC4 is the source of this 417-nucleotide messenger RNA. RefSeq names its product PPIase/rotamase. Gene Ontology annotation, cellular component: nucleus; cytosol. Lineage: Eukaryota; Fungi; Microsporidia; Ordosporidae. The record is from RefSeq and is a predicted model, not a curated record. Bases 1 to 417 code for a protein of 138 amino acids. Gene Ontology annotation, molecular function: peptidyl-prolyl cis-trans isomerase activity. The transcript has a single exon.
AUGUGGCUAAAGCUCGUUAAUAAAGAUACAAACGCUAUAUACUUCUACAACACUGUCACACAGGAAAGGAGCGAAUUACGCCCGACAGAUGGCUUCAGAUUAUAUCACAUACUGAUAAAACAUAGGAAUUCCCGAAAACCUGUCGAUACAAGCGUCGAGGAUGCCUUGCUACAGAUAAACAAGAUACACCAGGAAUUGAAGUGCAGAAUAAACGAUCCUAGCUUCAGAGAGGCAUUCAAGGAAUAUGCAUUCAAAUACUCCCAGUGUUCAUCUGCAAAAAGAGGAGGAGAUCUUGGAAUAGUUUGUGGCAAUGAAAUGAUGCCCGAGUUUGAAAAACCUGCAUUUUCAUUGAAGAGAGGCGAAAUGAUAGGGCCUAUACCAACUCCAUCUGGAUUCCAUAUAAUAUACCGUAGAUAA